UCAGAGCAAAAUCUUGUAUUCAUAGAAAACUACAGUAAAUCCAAUUAUUAAACCAAGUUAUUGGCAAGAUGUUGAUUUGUUACAUCAUCUAUUUGGAAGCUCUUCCCUUUGUCACCAUGGAAACUCAGGUAAUAAAUACCCUUAAUGCACUUAUCUGUAUGGUUUGCUACAUUUCUGUUGUCUACACUGAUUAAUAUUGGUAUGAAAAUUUUGUUUUAAGUUUGACAUCUUAAUUUUUCAGUUUAAAGUGUCAUGUGACAUUUCAGAAAAAAAAAGUUAUAUCUGAGAAAUUAAUAUUGAUUUGAAAUGGCUCUUUACAACCUUCUAUCAUCAAGUUUUCUCACACUUCAAUUAUAUAUUGGUAAUAUUAAUUAUUAAUAAUACAGACAAAAAUGAUAACUUCUUAGUCUUAUAGAAUACCUGGCUAAUGAAUACUUGUAUAUUCAGCACUUUUGCAUUAUUGUCAUGGCAUAUUGUAAGAGAGCCACUUUCAAACAUAAAUGCUUCAAAAUUUUGAAAACUAGCAGUGUACACCAACAACAGUACUGUUUCAACCAACAGAUUUUGUUGUAAUACAACUAAUAUUUCGAAAAAAAAGAGAAGAGAUUUGAAUAUCCCAUGUAUAUGGAAACAGCUUGGCCAAUUAAGAGCUGAUCACAAACAUGAAAAAUAAACCUGCUGUUCCAAAGAAGACAUGCAUACAGAGGUAGACAAAAGAUCUGGAAUAGUUUGGCCAAAGAUGUACUAUAAAUUGUCCUUUAUAGUUGAGCAUGCUAAACUUUCUAGCAUUUGAAAUACUAUUAACCAUGUCUGUUUUUUUGUCAUCAGAAACAAAUCUAUCCUGCCUCCAAUUUUGCCGAACAUCUUGGAGGCUGUCGGCAAUACACCAAUGGUACAGCUCAACAAGAUUCCAGCAUCAGAAGGCGUUUCUUGCCAAAUUCUUGGAAAAUGUGAGUAUCUGAGCUUUGGAGGGAGUGUAAAGGAUAGAAUGGGAAUUCGGAUGAUAGAAGAAGCAGAAAGAGAGGGAAAGCUGAAACCAGGCUAUACUGUCAUUGAACCAACAUCAGGAAAUACAGGUAUCGCUGUUGCAUUGGUGUGUGCUGUAAAGGGCUACCGAUGUGUUAUUGUGAUGCCAAAGCGCAUGAGUCAAGAGAAAGCCGACAUGAUCACCGGCCUCGGUGCCGAGAUUGUAAAAACCACUGGCACUGGAUUUGAGGAUGAGGACUCGCACUUCUCUGUUGCUAGGAAACUAAACAAUGAAAUUCCAAACUCCAUCGUUCUUGAUCAGUACACCAGUUCAGCUAACACAUUGGAGCAUUAUGACUCCACUGCUGAGGAAAUUUGGGCCCAAUGCAAUGGUAAGCUGUCAAUGGUUGUUGCUGGCUCAGGAACUGGUGGAACAUUGACAGGUAUUGGAAGAAAGCUGAAGGAAAAAGAUCCCAAUAUCAAGAUAAUUGGUGUUGAUCCUGAGGGGUCUCUUGUGGCAUUGCCCGAUUCCUUGAAUGUUCUACGAGGGAAGAAGCACGAGGUGGAAGGAAUGGGUCAUGACUUCACUCCUACUGCUCUCGACCAGAACGUGAUUGAUGCUUGGUAUAAAUGUGACGACAAGGAAUCAUUCCAGAUGGCAAGACGGAUAAUCAGAGAAGAGGGCUUGCUUGUAGGUGGUAGCAGUGGAUCCAUCCUUGCUGGUGCCUUACACUUCGCAAAGGAUUUAAAACCUGAUGAGAGGUGUGUCGUUAUAUUGCCAGAUUCUAUCAGAAACUACAUGAGCAAGUUCUUGUCUGAUGGAUGGAUGGAGGAAAGAGGGUAUUUGUAAACAAUCAAAAAUCAAUUAUCUUUCUUUCCCCUUUCAGUAUUAAUAAUGCUAAACAUGUCAAUAUCUAGUUUAAUGACUAUGUUACAUAAACUUGUUUUUAUAUUUCUAAUAUUAGGCAUAAUGUGGCAUGAUUAAAAUUGAUAAUGUUUCAAUAUUCGUCCUUCAUAUCUUGUCUUCUUAGUUGAUAGAUAUAAAAAUAUGUUUUUUAUAAGUACUUGGAAUUUGUGUGUAUGAAAACCACUAGAUCCAGAUACUAUUAUCGUGUGUGUGUGUAUAAAUGCUUACCACUGAUGACAAACUAGUUUUGUUGCUCUCUCUGGCUGUUUACUUUUUAGCUUUUGGUUAUCAAUUUUUGUAUCACAAAUGAUGCAGCUAUUAUUUCCUACAGCAAACCAACACCAUCAGUAUAAUUUUGUUCUAUGUAAGUUAAGGUGUUAAAAGUUUUGUUAUGGUGUAUUUAAUUUAAUUGUUUGAUUUUUUCUGUUAAGUGUGAUUGCACCGUGUGCUGCCACUAAUGCAAAGGUAAAAUGUCAUUUUUAUAAACAAUGCAGGGGAAAAUUCUGCACUACAAUCAAGUUUUAUGUUAAAAAUAUUUGUGAUGUGCCUAAUGGGUGGUUAUGAUGAAGAUCAGAAAGAUCCAAAAUUGGCCUAAAACUAUUUGCCUUUCAUUUAAAAAGGUGUUUUUUUUAAAUAUAUCAUAAGGUCACUUAGACAUCCUAAUUAUAUAUAUAUGUACAAAUACAGCAGGUUUGAAGUCUAGUUUUCCAAAGGCAGUUUUGAUAUUAGCCUAUGUUAUGCUUCUUACUGUAUGUAAACACCAAAGGCAGCUUUGAAUAUUAUGUUCAUCUUACUGUGUGUAAACACUGCCCUCUGGGUUUAGAUGACAUACUUUCAGUAAACAAACCAAAACAAGUUGACUAAUAAUAGGUCUAACUGUAUUCUUUAAUAUUUUUUUCUUUAUUUUUUUUUAACAUCUAGAAAUUCAAAAUAGAGGGGACCCAGGGAGGAAAGUUUACAGAUUGGAGACCUUAACCACAUUAUAUGUGGGGCUGAGGUACACAAUUGUAUGUCUAUGUAACAUUUAGAUGGCAAGUGGCACUUGCAAACUUCAAAAAAAAUGUUCAAAAAUUUUCUUGGUCUUUGUUGUUGUGUUGAAAAUACUGGUAGCAGCCUCAGUCGUACCCUGUAACAUGAGUGCGGUACUCAUCUGUAUCAGUCAACAUGCUGAAAAGACAAUCAUUUGGCUGUUUAAAUUAUUAUUCAAGAUGCAUUUGUCAUAAAUAAUAUACAAUGAUUAUAUCAAUUAUUUCAAUCUUAUAUAACGAUUACACCUUAUUCUGGAAUAUGUUGUUAGUGGCCUUAUUAUUUAAGUAUAUGUGAACUUGUAAAUAUUCGUAGUUGCAUGUUGCGCUUACAUAAAUAACAGGGUGCCUAAAAUUGUUUUUGUUGGGUUAAAUUUUUUAUUUUGGUAAGUAUUUCAUCCUAAACUGUACAAAUAUAUGAGCUUUCAAUGGCAAUUAUAGCAAGGUUGAUCAUAUUAAUAUCAUGGUGUCAUAAUCUAAGACAAAAAUUAAAAACAUUGGACUGCCAUUCUGCCAAGACACACCCAUACGUGAACUUGUAUUAGGCAGUCUCCUGUCCGUUCUGAUUUUUUGCAAGGUUAAUCAAUGGAGAUGGAACUUCAUAGAAUUAAAAACUUAUUUUUGUAAUUGUCAUACAAUAUUCAAUAAAAAUGAUCAAAGUACUGUCCUA
Anneissia japonica is the source of this 3568-nucleotide messenger RNA. RefSeq names its product cystathionine beta-synthase-like. The transcript is spliced from 7 exons. Bases 890 to 1816 code for a protein of 308 amino acids. The record is from RefSeq and is a predicted model, not a curated record. Gene Ontology annotation, cellular component: cytoplasm. Gene Ontology annotation, molecular function: cysteine synthase activity; cystathionine beta-synthase activity. NCBI's taxonomy places the organism in Eukaryota, Metazoa, Echinodermata, Crinoidea, Comatulida, Comatulidae.